Aspergillus glaucus CBS 516.65 is the source of this 892-nucleotide messenger RNA. RefSeq names its product Zn(II)2Cys6 transcription factor domain-containing protein. Gene Ontology annotation, molecular function: DNA-binding transcription factor activity, RNA polymerase II-specific; zinc ion binding. The transcript has 2 exons. The coding region runs from base 296 to 754 and encodes 152 amino acids. The record is from RefSeq and is a predicted model, not a curated record. Gene Ontology annotation, biological process: regulation of DNA-templated transcription. Lineage: Eukaryota; Fungi; Ascomycota; Eurotiomycetes; Eurotiales; Aspergillaceae.
AAUGGCGCUUAACAUCUGUCAGAUGCGUUGUCUCUCGCAGUCGUUGGGCUAUGGCACUCCGGGUAUGACAUUUAAUCCCUCGAGCUGUCAUCGACUGCUGCCAUAAGACUCAUUUUGGCUCUGGCUGCCUGUACUGCUGCUGUCUACUAGACACCAUCUGUCUGGUUCUUCUUAAGCUGCUCCUGCUUCUCCUCUCCUCGUCCGACUUUCUUCUCUCUUCAUAUCACAACGUUAUUGGAAUCCGACUACUUGAAUCACGACCGAACCCAUAAUAAUCCCCACAUAUCACCGAAACAUGGCCGCCGUUCAGACCACCCCUCACUUUUCGAAUCCAAUGCAUUGUGCCGCCCUCGGACAGGACGAUCUGCCAAAGUCCGGCUUUUUCAGACGCCUGUCACAGUGGUUCUGGCCAGUGGCAUACUACAAAAGCGACUACGACGAGUACAACGUUACGAGUCCUCCCAGAAUCGCCCCGGAACAUUCUGCAUCUCCGCUGUUUGAUAUCAGCCCGGGACUACAGACACAGUCCGAUGCAGAUGAUACGAACUCACCAUGCAAGACUUGCCGGAUGGCCGGAAUACCCUGCGAUGGCCAACGACCACAUUGCUCGCAGUGUCUUAGUGAACAGACACUUUGCUUCUAUGUGGACCCGCUCAGGGUAUCUAAGAAGAAGCGGAAGCAGUCUACGGCUGCGCAAUCUCGUGUAUUGCCCAGUCUCAGUGAAGACGAAGAAGAAGUCUCGUGUGCUUCGUGAGUUUGUGUGUCCCUGGCUGCUCAAUCCCGUGUAUUGCCUAGACCAGUGGAGAUAAGGAAGCCUCGUGUGCUUCAUGAUUUUGAUUUAUUUCAGUAACGAUCAGACGAAAACUUGGGAGGAUAACUUGGCGUUUUUUUU